This is a messenger RNA of Pocillopora meandrina, 8091 nucleotides long. Lineage: Eukaryota; Metazoa; Cnidaria; Anthozoa; Scleractinia; Pocilloporidae. The record is from the annotation of a GenBank genome assembly.
AUGUUUUGUCCUGCAGAGAACAUGAAUCGGAAAGCGAGAGUCCGGCGUGGAAAUCCUGGAAAAAAAUCAAAUGAAUACAGUUUUGCCUCAGAAGAUACAAAGAUCGCUCCAUGUGAUAAUCAAGAUAUUUCCAAUGUCAACAAUCAACUGUCAAGAAAUUCGGCCAAACGAAAUCUAUCGAAAGAAAUUGACCAAGAAUCGCACAGUGAAACACACGAGUUGUAUGCACGAGAUGAAAAGGGAAACAGAAACGGAAAUAUGGACGGACGUCCCUUUGUUCCUGCCAAGUGCACCUCCACGCCAGCUGUUUUGCCACAAGAUUCAGAUUUUAAACCGAAAUCUCCACAGAAGAGGAAAAAGGCUUGUGAGGAAGGAAAUUCUCUAAAGAGGAUUCCAAGUGGAAGCAAUCUUUCUGAAGGAAACAUUAAUCAUGCAACAUCUUCAACUGUUGUCAGGCAUUUGGCUUUUCCAGAAAACAACAAUGUUGCAAACAAUGAUUUGCUUGAAGAGGAAAAUACAGACAGUGCCAUUUCUGAUGAGGAAAUAGAGAGUGGAUUUGAAAAAUUUAAUAACCGACAGAAAACUCCAAGACGGCCUGUAAGUGUAAACCGUGCAGAAAACAUUGUCUCUCGCACGCCAACUCCCACACAACAGAAAUACAAGAAGGGGGACAUUGUUCAAACAGAGAAUGGUGUGCGCAAAAAAUUUAAUGGGAAACAGUGGAGACGGCUUUGUUCUCGGGAAGGAUGCAACAAGGAAUCUCAGCGAAGAGGUUAUUGUUCUCGUCAUUUGUCAUUAAAGGGCAAGUCAUUGACAAAAGGAGUUGGGAUUCCAGGACAGAAAAAAGGAAAAUUACAUGGGAAAGAGCUCACAUGGGAAUCUGGAAAUGAAAGUGAGGGAAGUGUGGAAGGAGAAGUAUCCAGCAAAGGAAAUGACCAUUACAAAGACUUGAAUAAUAAAGAAGCAGAAGCGGCUUUUUCACUGGUGUCACUGAGUAAUUCCAGGUGUGCAACACCAUUUUCUAACCCAGCCACACCUUUACCCAUUUCACCAGUUCUGGGUCAGUCCCCAUCCCCCUCACCAUAUGGUAACUGCUAUAACCGCAGCUUAACACCAGGCCAGCAUCGUUCCGUAACACCAGUGAAAACCUGGGCUACAACCACACCACGAUCAGGAAGGUCUUCAAGUGCAGAGCUUCGUUCACCAUUCUUCUCAAAUGGUGUGUCAUUAUCAAAUGCAGUUAGUCCAGAUUCUGGUAUUCUCUGCCGUGAAGAGUCUGGAAGUCGUGCUAGUAACACAUCAUCCCUCAUGUCUCCUUUACCAUUGCUCUCACCCAUUACUCCAACAAAGAGAACAUUCUCUCCUAUUUCUCCUCCAGCAGGUACAUGUCGCUCAUUUUCCCCCAUUCCCCGUAUCCCUCCAGCAAUUACAGGCAAAAGGACAGUGUCAUUACCUGCACCAUCAGCAAUUACGCCACCCAGAGAUAAAGCAGGAAGAGUGAUGUACUCUCCAAUACCUGCCCAGCCACUGCCAUUGACUUCAAACAGUACAUUUGUCCCUUUUUCGCAAGAUACUAACAAGAGAGGUCAAUCUGAUCAGGAGAAAACAAUGGAAAGUGAAGAUGACAGAAAUUCUGCAUCAGAAACUGUGGAAGAUGGUACUGAAGUAAAAUUGGAAGAGAAUUUGCAACCAAAGGAGGAUCAAGAUGUAUACACAAAAGAUAGACAAACUGAACCAACAGAGUUAACUCCUAAAGUGAUAUUACCUCCAGUUCAACUGAAUACAAUUCAGAUUUCUGUCUAUCCCUGGCAGUGUUUGUUACCGCAACUCUACCAUGUGCCUGUGAACAGCUCGCAUCAGAAGGAAACAUACGAUGUUAAUGUCUCAUCACAUGGAGGACAAAGCACCACUAAUGAGCUGACUAAAAUGGACAGAAAUGAAAACCCAGGAAGUAUGUCACUGGUAGGAGGUGAAGGUGCUAAUCAUGGUAUAGGAGGGGACAGGAAGUUAGAAAACAAAACAUCUGUCACUAGUGGACCAAACACAAGGAAAAGAGCACGGUCCACCUCCAUUAGUUCUCAGGAUGAAGGAAAACCUCCUGCCAAGAUACCGGUAAGUAGCAUGGCAAGAACACAAUAAAAUAAUGGAAUAAAACGUAAAAUUUUAAGAAAUCAGUAUGUAAAAUAUUGUUAAAAAAUCACCAUAAUUUUAUGGGGAUGAUACUUAAUUUCUGUAAACUCAGUGGUAUACAAUUACCCUUUCUUCACUCUUUUAAUUAUGGAAUUCUCAAAGAUGCAGCAUUUAUUAUUUGAAGGGUCAAGUGAAACAUUAGACCCUAAGUGUCCUCUUGACUGAAUUCUCAAUAGACUUCAAAAAGUAAUUUGGUUGUGUAAACAAUUGUGGUCUAAAAUCUCCUCUUACUUUUACAGAAUGUUGCAACCUACUCUAAUUUGAUAGCUGGCCAUCAUACAUAAUUCCCUAGGUCUGUUUAUUUGCUUGAACAUGGUUACAACUAGCUGCAAUGUUAAACCCCCUUUCUUUUUCUGGAUUUGCUUGUUUCAGCAACUGAAGUGAUCAUCUCUCAACCAUAAGUCUUGUUUGAUAUUAGUAAAACUUUGAUUAAAAUGGAAGAAAAAUUUGUUGCAGUUUUAAUUUUUUGCCACUUUCUUUAAAAGUUCAUAAAAUCUUCUAAGAUGGUUACUCUCCAAAACCCUUCAUUUUAUGUGAAAAGAAUUCUGUGCAUAAUGUUAAGUGAAUUGUAUGUAACCAUUUGAAUAAAGGAAUAUUGAUAUGCUUGGUUGCAUCAGGUAUUGUAAUAAUUUGAUAGUUGGCAAAAGUUUUUCUCUGAAACAAUUUUACUUUGGUAAUUUGACAUUUGUCCUUUUUUUAAUUGUAAGGCACCUAGUUAUCAAGCCAAGCAGGAGAAGGAACAUAUUCGCCGUCCAAUGAAUGCCUUUAUGAUCUUUAGCAAGCGUCACAGGGCUCUUGUUCAUCAGAAACACCCUCACCAAGAUAACAGGACUGUGAGUAAGAUUCUGGGUGAAUGGUGGUACAACCUUCCUGCUAAAGACAAACAGAAAUAUGUGGACCUUGCAGCCCAGGUGAGUCUGAUGACUGAGUCAUGCUGAAUUGUACCUGAUUGCAUGUUGCAUGUCUUUUUUUUAGUUUGUUUGUUUGUUUUUUCAAAUUUGCCACCAAAGCAUUAAACUGUAUUUUCUCGUAGUCUACAGGCAUAAUGACCCAUGCAAGAUGUUUGGAGAGCACUAGAACUUUUUCUUAAAAUCAUUUGCCUACAGCUCAUGACUUAAAUUUUUUAGUGUUUUCUCAACAUCCCAAGUGGGUGAUUAUAUUGGUAAAACUAUGAAAAGUGUGGUUUAUUGCUUUAAUAAACUAAAUUAAAACAAAAAAAUUUCCCAUGGAUGUAGUCCUGCAAUACACUAUGGGUUUUUGAUCAAUGAGGGUGCUGGUAAUGGUUUUUUUAUGAUGCUAAAUGUGACUCAGUAUUCAUUAAAACUGGGAUUUGUUAAAAAAAGUUGGUAAUAACUUGAAGUUUGGUUCUUGAGCUGAGAAACUCCUUCCCACCACAACCCUCAGCUCCAAAUCAAGAGAUCUCCCCAAAGGCUUUAUUACAGCAAUAACAGUGUGAUUUAUUUGUUCUAUUGCCAAUGUAAUAUUAACAAUAAUAGUCUAUUUUACAGUUGCAUGCUUAGUUUCCAAGCCUUUGAACUGGAGUGAGGCUAAGGGUGACCUUGUUAUGAUACAAACCUUGCUGCCUUUCAAAUGUAAAUGACUUUGUUAUCAUGCUAACUAGAUACUGGUCUCUAUCACAACAUUGUCAACUUCAGCCUCACUCCAAAUCAAAGGCUUGGCAACUAAGUACACAACUAAAAAACAAGGCCUAUUAGUUAUUAUCAAUAUUUAUAUUAAUUGUCGUCAGGUCAAAGAAGCUCAUUUUAGGGCUUACCCACACUGGAAGUGGUGUACAAAGGACAGAAAAAAGUCUCCUCGCAAAGUCUCUGACAGAACAGAGUCAAGUGAUUCAGUGGGUAAGUACAGAUCUGUACCCAGCAUCAACACUCUUUACAGAUAAUGGUACUUUUAUCUACUAAUUUAUGAGAGAUUAUGGCAAUAAACUCAAUUGCUGUUUUUAAAUGAUGCAUUAUUACAACUUGAAUAGCUUAUUGGGGUGUAUAAUAGGACAUUAAAGGGACAAUUUACACAUCAUGCCUGUGUAAGUAGACAGAAUGCAUCACAAGCAUGCACUGUUGUCUUGCUUUUCGCCAAGUCAACUGUUCUUUUUUUUUAUGAAAACAUGUAACCAUUGACUAGUUUCUUUCUCAAAUGUUGUCAUGGUUUUGAUUAAUUGGUAAUGGGACUUUGUGUUGUCCAAUUCUGUCUGUAAUCACACUCAUGAUUAACAAAUCGGACUUCUGCUUUGUAGCUGUCGGAUUUUGUCAAUCACUCAUGAUUACAGACCAAAUUGAACUCCACUCUGUCCUAUUACCACUAUUAAGAAUUGAAUGUUAUAUCUGACAAUGAGGUAAUUUGAAGCAGCGAGUGACCUUCAUCAUUGAUUUUGUUAGGCCUUGAGAAUUUAAUUUCCUUGUGCAGUGGCAUUUAAUCACCAGACAAAUGAUGUCCAUUGUCUCCUUAAAAUUUGAUUUUGAAAAAUGCAGUGUAAGUUAUUUUUGACAUGGUCUGCAUAUUUUCCACUUUCUGACUUUAGGGGGAGAUGGAGUGGAAUUAAACAAUAAUGAAGAACAAGAGGUAAGAACAAAUAUCUCUGUCAUUUACAGUACAUUACAUCAAGGGUGGUGAUAGUAAUUUUUUUUGGUCACUUUUGUUAUCUUUGACUUUAUUUCUGAGUUUUAAACAGAUUUGAUAAUCAAUAAUUGCUUUUACAGGGCGUUUUUGACAAUGAGAAUGACGAAACAAUGGAUGCUAAACCAAGGCUCAGAAGUAAACGUUCAUUGAGCACACCUGCACACGAACAGGAUCCAUGUCUGAAGGAAGCUGUACACAGGCCCUACACCCCACAGCCAGUCCCAACAACACAGCAUUCACUCUUUGAGCUUGCACAGGUAGUCUAUACUGUUACACCUGGAUGAACACGAGUUCUUUAUUUCAGAUGUCACUCCCAUGAGUGACUAACAUGUAGUUUCUCCUUACAAUAUCCAUACAUUAUCCAUCUUACAGGUCAUGAGAAUACUCAAAAUUAUCAGGUAGAAGUCGCUAUCUUGGUCUAACACCAUAUUAUUGUAACUAUUUUACAAGGAAAUUCUAAGCAGCUAGAGGGGAGAAUUAACAAUCAGAUCGUGGGAGUUACAGGUUUUGCUCAAAUUUUUUUUUCUUGUUGUGGUAUUUGAAAUAUAUCGACCAAAUCAGGCUUGGCCAGGAAGAAAAACAUACCUUGAAAUUGUUUAAUAUUUGAUAUUAAAUAACUGUAAUUUCCUUAAGUUUUUGACUGGUUUUUAAUACAGCAAACAUCAGUAAAACAUCAUGCUAAAUAGCGUUUUCUUAAACUAAUGUUCUUUCGAUUCAUUUCAGAUGUGUUCCGAGUUAGAUGAUAAGACCAACCCACCAACAAAGCCCCCAGUGUCAAACAAUAAACACAUCACAUUUGAACAAGGGACCAAUGAUGGGAUGAGUGAAUCAGAGGAUGAUGAUAUUGGCUCCGAGGAACUGAUGUGCAAUGAGAACAUUGAUGUUAAUGACAAAGAGUCGGAUGACUCCGAUGAGGAGGAGCUGACCAACAGGGUGUUUCCACAGCAGAGGUUCUCUCCAGUACCUUUUACGGCAAGACGAAGCCAGACACCAGACCUUGGCAAGAUCAGGUAUUCCCCUAUUGAAUUCCCUGCCAAGAGAGCCGUGACCCCGAACAUCUAUGAACAAAUGAUCUCUAAAAAUCACUCACAGGACAUUUCUGGCAAAACGGCGUCCAAAGUGGUGGACUUUAGUUUCAGGGCACCAAAAGGGCUACCUCAUUCAAAUAAAAGUAUGGACAGAACCACUGAAACUGCACCAUCGCAGAGCAGUCAGUUCGUACGCCCAAAGCUGCCGAUGGCAAAGACGUACUCUCCAGGACUAAAAGUCAGUGGCUAUUUUCAGCCAACUGGUUCAGUUUUUAGACCAAGCCAACCGUCCAGUGGUACUGCAAGCUCUAAGAAUGCGAUGUGUGCCAAUGAGAGUGCCCCCAAAGCUGCUGUGAGCACAUCUGACGUAUCUCAUGCGUCAUUUUCACAACCGGUGCUAUUCCCAAGUAACUUUACCAAAUACUCUCCCGCUACAAAUUUGUCUUCGACUAGUUAUUCUGCACACGGAUCACAAGUGAAACCAAACAGAGGAACCAGUCAUGCUGGGAUGGAGCCAAGCAAAAGUCAGACCGUCAAAGUGAUGGAAAGUUCGCAAAAGGUUCCAGUCACUGGUCAAAACGAAACAAGGCAAUCACAAGGAGCCACGUGCGUAUCUACCACUGUUCCACUGGCCAAUCAAGUGGCUUGGGCAGGUGCUUCGGAUUCCAGUUUCUUAUCUCCCCUAACAGUCUCUGUGGCUACUCACACUGCUCCACCAUUUCACAAAAGUAGUAAAACUACACUAGCUCUUUCACCAGUUGCCAAAGGGGUUCAGUUGAAGCCGAUUGCACCAAUGUUGUCCCCUCCUUUGUUGGCCUCAUCUCCCAGUGGAGAAAAAGCAUCCCAGAGAGUUCUUCUCGCCAAAAAGCCAACAGGACACCCUUCAGGAAAAAUGGAGGCAAAUCGAAGUAUGCAACAAGGUUUUCUCUCCCAUGGAGGGUUGGGUUAUUGCAAUAUAAGCCCCGCUGAACCACAUGCGGGUACUCCACUUCUACAAAACCCGCCAAAGCCAGCACAAGGCUCCUAUCACCGACAAGCUCAUGUCGGCAACAGUAACGUGCCACCACGAUCCGCCCCGCUAUCUCCGAAGGUGCCGUCAGCCAGUGCGUCCCUCUUGUCCCCAAAAGGGAGUAAAGGUAUCCCAGAGAACUUUCCCAAAACUGAGGCUGCUGCGACCUCAACAAGUUAUGCACAAGGUCACCCAAGUAGCCACAGACAACCCAGCAAGCCUCAGCCUGAUAACUGCAGUGAAGGACAAGCAAAUCUUGAGAGAAGUGAUAUACACACAACCCAGCAAAUGGGAAAGCCUAUACUCAAGAGGUUUAUAGCUGACGGAAUGGAGGAGUAAGUUCCCAUUUCGUGAAUAAUCUGUUUAUUUCAACUGUCAUGCUUUACAAAGGUUGGGCAACGCUAUCCACUGGAUAAAACUCUAUACGAUGGAUAACGCUAUACGUUUUGCUAUCACUUACCCAUCGGAUAGCAAUUUAUCCGUUAGAUAGCGAUGUCCGACCUUUAGACGACUGCGCCCUGAUAACUAAACCGUCAUCUUGAACACAGGCUGUGGUUGUGGUUGCUUAUGGUGAAAGCGUUUGUGGAACUGGCGUUCAGUUCGGUUGUGGGCCAUGAGCUUAGUCUCAAAAAGUGAUCAAAUUCUGCCUGUUCUCAAAUCCAUAAUUUUCGAACCUUUGUUUUAUUUUACAGAGUCUUAUCUGAGGUGAAUUUCGAGAGGCAAUUUGCGCAGCUUCCCGAAUAUUCACCUUACCAUCGCCAAGCUCGGGAUGGCAGGUCAACAAACAACAAGCGUGGGGUCUUGACAGCAAGUAAACCGAACGCUGACGAUUCUGGCAGUCAAUCACCUUCUCAGGAAAGGUCGUCUUCUGGUACCGGUUCAUCAGAAGAAAUCUUCCAUGGCGCAGGUCACCGCACAACGAGCAUGCCAAGUCUUGACGCGCUGGCAGAGGUCGCCGUCCUGGAACAAGGACUGAAGGAUGCUGAUAGGGAAGACAAGACAGAACCAGGCAGUCCCACUCUCUCUCCUCAUAAGAAGCCAAUGGAUCAGAGACGUGCCGUGGUUCUUCAGCUGUUUCAGGAUCAUGGCUACUUCCCUUCUGAUGCAGUGACGACUGUCUGUCAGCAGCGGAAUGCAGAUCUCUUCCAGACGAAGGGAGCGCUGCAACUCAAGAUACGAGAAGUGCGACAAAAGAUCAUGCACAAGAGUGGUGGAGGAAAUAGCAAGUAA